This is a messenger RNA of Symbiodinium necroappetens, 942 nucleotides long. Lineage: Eukaryota; Dinophyceae; Suessiales; Symbiodiniaceae. The record is from the annotation of a GenBank genome assembly.
AUGCCGAGUGUCGUGCCGUCUAGUGGUGGGCCCACCUGUCCCUGCUGUGCGGCCGCUCUGACGGAGCUGCGAGCUGCCCGCCUUCAAGAAGCUUGGGAGGAGUAUCCAUGGAAGUGGUACCAUGUGGGGGAGCGACGUUUCUGGAUGGACGGUGUGCAAAUCGGCACUGCAAGCCGCGUGGCGACCGGUGCGUCUUCCCGCUGCUACAGCGUCGGCUACAAGUGGGCCCGCGAUGAGCCGUCCAGGCCGCCUCUGAAGUGGGAUUCGCAGGCCAUUGUAGCCAGCGAUGAGCCGUCCAAGCCGCCUUUGAAACGGGACUCGCCGGAGGCAGUGGCGCCGUCUUCCUCCAAGAGGUCUCGACCGCGCUUGCGCGAUGCGGUAUCCUCCAGCUCGUGCAUCGCACCGCCGCUAGCGUAUGACCGGCGAUGGGACGGUCCUGCCUUCCCCUUCCGGAGGGCCGGGCCGGCGCGGUGUCAAUGUAGCAAGCAAGAGGCACAAGGUCAGAAUGCAGCCCUACACCCCAACGAGGUCAAGACGGAACCCAAACAAGGUGUGGAUAUGUUCACGAGAGACCCGCUUGUCCAGGCUGACGUUCUUUACAGCACCCCCAGUGUAGCCCUGUGCUCCGGGCUGAUUGUUCUCUCGCAAACCCUGAUGAGCUACCUGAUCAGUCUCGGCAAGGUGCAUUUCAUUCCGAUCACGGGUGGAAUGCUGGUGGUGCUCUUCACAGCCAGCAGCUACGUGCUGUACCUGAACGGUGUGCUCAGCUUGCAGCGUGACUUGGCAGACUAUGCUUCGGCUUCGGCUUGGCUGGGCUUCUUGCAAACAUGUUCUUUGAUUGUCACUGUCGCCUUUAUCUUCAUCCAUCAUCACGACCGUUGUAAUGUCCAUCGUCAUCAUCAUCAUCAGCGUCAUCAGCAUCCUCAAACCAUUGGCAACUGA